Messenger RNA from Physella acuta, 7435 nucleotides. RefSeq lists its product as uncharacterized. The record is from RefSeq and is a predicted model, not a curated record. Lineage: Eukaryota; Metazoa; Mollusca; Gastropoda; Physidae.
AUGGCGGACACGGAAGAACCAAAAGUUGAGUACGUCAUCCGGGUGAUUGAUAAAUAGGUAAACUAUGCAGAACAAUAAACUCAAGAUAGACAUAAAUAUUACACUUCUUAAAUGAGAAAAACUAAUAGAUGCAGAUCUAGAAUAUACAAUCUGAUAUUAUCUUACACGAAAUGAUAAUAAAAACAAAGCUUACCUGGCCUGUUUAUAAUCAGAUGAAUGUUUUUAAAGUUUCAAUGCAAAUAAUAUUAAACAACCAUGAUUAAAAAACAAUCACUGAUGAUGUAGCCUAGGCUUGAAUAACGAUGCCAAGUAGAAUAGUUUGUUUUGUAUGUGGAAGCUUAGGUGGAGAGUUUCAGUUGCACAGUCGACCCAAUGAAGGCCGUGCUUUCUUUCCUUUUCUAGAGCAUCAUGACCCACCAAAAGGAAGCCGCAUUCCUGGGUCUGAUGGUGUUGUGGAUAGUUGCAGGGUGUGCUAUGCUUUUCUCACACAACAAUGGGAUACUUACGAACGAACAAACACACCUGCUAUUAAGCGUCUUUAUUGGCUGAAGCGGUUGGACGAUGGUCAGUUUACUGGGGCAGAGAUGAAGCUUCAAGGAGAGUAUAUGGCUCAGGUGAUGGGCCUGCAGUAUCAGCCAUCAUGUGGAGACAGUUGUGCACCAUUGUCACCAGAUUCUAGGGAUGGAUUUACUAGCGGGAACAGAGAAUUAGACUACAGCAUGAGUAGAAAACAAGACUGUGAUGAGGGGGUCCUAGAUUUAUCUGUGCCUAUCAAGUCUGAGGUAAACAACAAAAGUAAGGUAAAACCAAAUCAGGAAGUAGUCCAUCAUAGACCAGAAGUCUCAUCAUCCAGGUCCAGUUUAGAUGAACUUGGUUUUAUCUGUUACACCUGUGGAGCUGAAAGUCAAGGUGUUGCAGCUAAAUUCAUUUCUAGCAAUAGGCAUGCCACAAACAAGCCAUAUUUCCCAUUUCUGAUGAAGGUUAGUCCCCCAAAAGGUGCAGCACCACUGAAUGAACAAGGCAUCUGUCAGGUUUGUGAUCACUGCUUCUCCUCUCUCUGUCACCAGUGGCUUUCAUAUGAACAUCAGGGCACUCCUAACAGUGCUAGAAUCUUUAAGGUCAAUGAUAUUUUCUUCAGCAAUGAUGCAAGCUUGAUUGCUGGUUUAGGAAAAGAGGUGAAAGCCAGUUCGAAAGAUUUUUGUUAUUUAUGUGGGCAGACAUGUUCUUCUUCCAAGAUGUGUCCACUUUAUACUGCCCCAUUGAGUGGGAAAAAGGACCACAUGUACUUUCCUUUUAUAAGAGAGCUUCGUCGUCCACAUGGGGCACGGCCAUUGAAUCCUGAUGGUUCGGUACAGGUUUGCAUUAGCUGCUUCAGUAAUUUACAAUUGCAGUGGCAUCGGUAUGAGACAGAGAGGGUGCCUUUUCUUCAUAGAAGAUAUUCCUUGCUGCCUCCUACCACAGCUUCUGGGUUAGCUUCCUUAGAAGUUGACUUACAACCUAAACCUGAAGACAUUACAAGCAGGCAGGCACCAAUCUCUUUGGUUAAAGAAACUAGUAAAAGUCCUUCUCUGGCCAAAACAUCUCAUGCAACAUACGUGCAGUCUGGUCAGUUGUCAUCAGCCAGUGCUACUUCUGGACAUGAUUCUAACAAAAACUACAGUGGGGAGUCCAAAUCAUCCGCUUCUGUCCUUAGUAUCCCUCACCCCUUGCAACAAGCUGGUGAGAGGCCUAAGAAGGUCUGCUUUCUAUGUGGAGAAAAAUGCCUCAUAACAAAAACUCAAUUGCUUUACUCGUACCCAGUUCGACAAGAUGCUAAAUCGUUUGGUGGGCAGUCUCACGCUGUUCCGUUCUUCCCAUUUUUAGCCAGCCAUGAACCAGCACCUGGAGCUGAGCCUAUGAAUGAUGAUGGUGUUGUCAUUUCUUGCUCAUACUGUUUUUACAGCUUGUUAAACCAGUGGAGAGACUAUGAAGAAUCUAGAGGUAACACUGAAAGCAGCCGUUGGCAACGCAAAUACAAGUUAAAUGAUUUUGUUUGUUUUGUCUGUGGCAUGAUGGUUCCUCGAAAGAAAUUACGAACUCUAGAAGUUCAGAAGUUUCAGUUUUUACGGGAACACAAAGCUCCACCUCACGCCCUGGUGAUGUGGGGAGGGCAAGCGGUUGGGGCUUGUGGAUCCUGCCACUUCAGCCUCACUCACCAGUACACUGAGUUUGAAAGGCUGGGCCUCCCUCUUGAGUUGCGCAAGUACAACUGGACUGUGCAGCAUCAUAAUGAAGACAAUAGUGAUACCCAGAGUAGUGGCCUGAAUCAUGACAUAAAUGUUUCUAAUGCCAUUGAAGAAAAUGUUACAGAUGCUAAUGAAGAUUCCAUUCCAGGUCCAGUAAGUAACAGGCUUACACUUAACAUAACAAGCUCUUCAUCUGGGAAGUUACCAAUCACAGCCAUUAUGCCAUCAUCAUCUCACAUAUCUCCAAACUCUGUCCCUGGAUCUUCAUGCCUCUCCAGCUUCUCUGCUGCUCUGCGUAAAUUAGCACACCAAACUAAAGACCCUAAUGAGGAAACUUCGGUAAAGCACAGCAGGUCCCCACCCUCACAUAGCAGUUCCCGUUCGACCACACCUAAAAGAGCACAUGGUCCACUGGUUUUCCCAUCUAAAGUCAAUGUAUUAACCCCUGGUGGAUCCUACACGCCUUCUCAAGGCCAAACAGAUACUAAACAGAGUUUUGAAAGAUCAUUAGCUUCUAGCAACACGUCACCCCUUGAGCAUCAGCUACGACUAGAUUCAAGAGAUGGUAGUCGUGGAAGAGAUUCACAAAUGUCUAAUCUUUAUAGCAGAGUUUCAGAAAUGUAUGCAAGAGAUUAUCAUAACUAUCGGUCUGAGGAAGAAGCUGCUCACCAUGGUCUAACUGUUCCGCUGCGGAUUGACCCUGCUGCCUACAUGGCUGCUGCUUCAUAUCAUCCUUUUCUAAUUCAACAGCAAGCAGUCUUUGGUCAGGCCCCUUUUAGGUAUAACUCGCUUGAUGACCCCAUGCUGCUGGAGCAGUACAGAAUGCUGCAGUCUACAUUCAUGCCCUUCUCUGGUGCUGGCUUCCUCCCACAGCACGUUAGAGGCGUAGAUGUUCAUACUAUGUUGGCUGCUGCUGCUGCUUCUCAGCAAUACCCCAUUGAACUUUUGCAACAACACUACCCCUAUCUAAGUCCUAGUCACCCAUUUUUAAAUCCCAGAUUUGCUGCUCAAAGUGCUUUGAUGGAAAGAGCUUUCCUGGAAGAGGAAAACCUUAGACAAAAAUCUAAAGAACAAGAACGGCUCUUAGAAUGGGAGAUAAAAUCUGAGCCACCUCUGUCUGUAGAGAGAGAAUAUAAACAUGAUGUUGUGGAGCAGCUGACAGAUAAACGCUAUAAAGAAAAACAUAAACCUGAAACCCUGGGUAUUGCAACAGCCAUCUCAGAAAAAAGUCCCCAGCUACUGAACCAGCUGGGUGUCUCACACAUGAACAACCCUUUUCUUGCCAGUCCUGCCCCGCUUCAUCCACUUCAGUAUGAUGGAUUAAAACUGGGUUCUAAAGUAAGCACUAGAGAUGGGUAUUUGGAGAGGUCUCUUCCCCCAAGUCUUAGUCUCCUACAAAGUCUUAGCCAGCCACACCUUUCCUCACUUGAAGAAUAUGCCAAGAGCCAUUCUAUAAAGAUCUCUGAGUCUGGAAACAAACUAAAUGUAUCUCACAGCCCACCAAAGAUGGCCAAACUAAGCAGCCAUAGCUCCUAUGCCUUCAGCCAGCACUCAACAAGCCAUCAUCAAGAUAAAGCAUCCACUUUAUCACCACAACCUGCAACUACUCCAACCCAUGGGUCGUUACACUUACCACAGAUGCUCUCCCCUUCUUAUCAGCCUUCACCAUUAUCAAACAACAGAAAAGUUAGAUGUAGCUCAGAAUCUAAAGCACUUUUCAGACCGUUUGAUGACAAGGAGACAUCUAAAUCUAGUACAGGUGAAAUCAAGUCAGAUGACCAUGUGAACAGAUCCUCUUCAAAUAUUUAUUUAGGGUCUUUGCUAUCAAAUACUUCUACUCAUACACCCCAGCCAGCCAUUCUGUCUAUCCCUUCAAUCAAGGUGUCAUCCCAUAUCUCAAAUUCACAAGCUGCCAUUGAAAAACAACCUCCACUAUCAAUAACAAGUGACAGUAAAAUAGUUGACCCUAUAUCAAGUUAUGUUCGAAAUAAAGUCGAGAGAUUUGAUUUCAAAAGUUUAGCUCGUGAGUGCACUUCUGCAUCAGUUUCUGAAACCACAACAGCAGGAGAAUCCCAAAGCUCAGGAAAUGAAACUGCAACAGCUGAUGACAAACAAGCUCAAUUCCUGAGUAAGCUGGAUCAUGAGGCAAAAAGGAGAAGCAAAAGGAAGUUAAAAAGUGAUGCAGACUCAGAUAAUGAGAUGGAUGUUGAGGACAGAAUGAUGAUACGCCUAACAAUGAUUGGAAGAGUCACCCCUAUUCCAUUAGACGUUUGUCCUGAGAAAAUGGAGGUUUUGGAGUACCUUGGUGUCACAACAUGGGAGAAUAAAAACGAGUUAUUGAGACAAAAAGAAAUUCGACGAAGAAGGCAGUUAGGCUUGUCUAGUGUUAGCCCCAUACAAUACAAUCAUGAGGCAGCAUUUGAGUCUAGUGAUAGUGAAGCUCUGUGUAAAAGGUUUACGCCCUGUUCACAAUUACAUUUUGACUAUAGCAAGUUGCAGCUGCUAAAAGAAGAUGCUCCACCUCAAGAGAAGUCAAAGUUUUUAUCUGACCUUGGUCUUCUCCCUUCUUCAUCAGAAGUCACUUUAGGUUUUGGAAAUGCAUAUAAGUGGCCAGGUAUAGAUGUUGUAAUGAAGUCUUAUGAAAAAUAUAGAGAAGAACAAAUACAUGAGGCAAAUCUGUUGCGUGGGCGAUGUCAUGAACUGCAGGCAGACAACGAAAAUCUAGAACAAACCUCUCAGUCACUCAACAGGCAUAUGGCUGUAAGUUUUCUGCUGGCAGAAAGACAACGGCUGGAUGAAGAAAGAAAGAAAUUUAAAGAAAAAAUUGGCAGUUUAAAGAAAAACUGCCAGGACCUGAUGUAAUAUGUUGACCGUCAUAUUAUUUAGAGCAAUUGGGUUAAUUUGUCAGCCUGAACACGUUGUUGGGAUUUUUUUUUUAAGUUAUUAUUUAUUUAAAUUGAAUUUGUUGAGAACAUUGACUGAAAACUUAUGCUUUUCUGAAUUUAUUUGUAAAUGGCCUUGAUAAUUGUGUCAUAUAUGUCAUAUAAAUUGAUAUUGUUUUCUUAAAGGUGCCAUACUAUUUUAAGCUUUGUUUGUUAUUAUACACUUCUCUAGGUCAUGUCACAGCAGACUGUUAAUAUAUAAAUAUGGUCUAAAUAUGUUUUUAAUCAAACCCAAUAUUUGUAGGUAAUGAUUUUGUUGCAAACAUAUUGCUAAUCUUUUUUUUUUCAUUAUGUUAUUAAUCAAAAUAGUUUAUUACUAAUACUAUCUGGGGUACCAAUGGGUAUUUGAUUUCUAAACACUUGUAUUGUAAAACUAUUGUAAAUGCACAUUUAAAUUUAGUGAAAGUUGUGCUGGAAAAAAGUGCUGUUUUUUCCACAUGCAAAAAUAUGAAACAUUAUCUUGAGUUAAUAAUAGUCUAUCGAACUUCAUUUGUUCAGUUACUCUAUCCAAAAUCUUACAUUAUUAAGAUCUGUACAUGUGAUCACUACAUUGACAGUUUAUUUGCCAAAAAAAUUUAAAUAAUGUGUCUUUAGCUCUGUAGUGUUUAAUACUUCUGCAACAAGUACAUGUUUGUAUACAGCCUUUCUAUCUGAUAUCAGAUUACACCUACUGUCAAAUUUUUAAACUUAUGUAAAUGAAAGUUAGUUUUGCUUUCUAUGAACCCUGAUUUGUAAUGUCAGAUACAAAGACUUAGGAUACCUUGUCUGUAUCACUCACCCAGUGCUUAAUUGUGCCUUUAAAAUAUACAGAUUGUGGAUAUGAUAAUAGCAGGCAAACUUAACUGUGAAAUAUCAUAGUGAUUUAAGGAGUGAGCUAAAUUAAACUCCAUGACAUUGUUUCUUUACUGAUAUUGUGCUGUGAAUUAUUUGUCACUUUUUAUAUUUAUUACACUGCACACAAUGUUAUAUGUACCUUACAACACUGCCUUGGCAGUGCCUGUUUUUGUUUUCCUUCUUUUUAGUGCCAGAACUUACUGUUGUUUUAUUGUCUAAUGUUUUUUCAGAGUAGUCAUUUUCUCUUUUCUAUACAUAGUUGUACAUAAUAAUCAUUGUCCUUAUACAUCAGUUCUAGUGGUGACUAUUGGUGUUGGGUGCCUUUUUUAAAAUCUAUUUUCUAAUUGUAUUUUUGUUUUGUUGGAACAAUUUUUAUUAAAUUAUGGGGUGUAAUUUUAUAAUCAAUGUUUUUAUAUAUACAGUAAUCUCUAUGUAUAAUUUUGUAUUCCUAUUUAAUACAAAUGAAGUAGGCAGUAUGAUUUUUAUUGUUUUACAUAUGUGAAUGUGCAAUUUAGUGACAUAGUCACUCCCUUAAUACCCCAGGAUCCUUGAACUGUACAUAACAAUUGUAUGUAUUUUAUUACAUGUAGUUUUUUUUUUAAAUAGUUUUUAUUUUUUUACCUCUAAUAAUAUUUUAUAAAUACAUACUAUCUAAAGUAGUUAGUAUUUAAUAUUUCAAAACUAGAUUAUGUUCUACAAACAAAAAGUUUUACAAUACAUUUUCUAAUGAAACUAGUGGGUUGUUUCUAGAGAAGAGUUGUUUUGAUUGAAACAGGUCAGGUUAAUAGACUUCAGUGAAGUUGAAAACUGCUUGUAUUAAAGUAUUGUUCUUAACAUUAAUCAGUAUUUAUUUACAGAUCCAAUGAGAUGAGGUUAAAUAAACUUAUGAAAAAUUACCAAGUAUGUUAAUUUAAAAAGUAAGCAAUAGGUGUUUAUAUAGGGACGCUCCACUAAAACUGUACAUAUCUGUAAAAAAAUAAUUUUAAAGUGAACAUUAAAACAUUAACUCGAAGUUGACUGUCUAGUGGGAAUAUUCUAAAAUUUUUAUUAGCACCCAAGAGAGAAAAAAAAUUGGAAACGCCAGAUAUUUUUAGCUCUCUGGAGUCAAGCAACAAAGAUAUUAUCAAUGUGUCAUAACUAUUCAGUAGCAUUUUUUAGUUAGAAUAUUUAGAAUCAGUAUUUUGUGUUGUAACAUUUUUGUCUUAUUCCUUAACGGAAAUAUGGUUUCAAACUUCUCUAUGACACAUUCCCAAUCAUUUUAAAUUUAUAUCAAGAAUUUGUCCUAAACUAUGAAAUAAAAAUGUUAAAAUUUGAUCAGGACUUGAUUUACAAUCUGUAGAAUUAAAUGUGAAAAAAGCUUAGAAAAAUACAAGAGUUUGUUCAAGGUAUGUAACUGGGUAUUUCCUAGAGAAAGAUGUCAUUGCAGACCCAGUA